This is a messenger RNA of Hipposideros armiger (great roundleaf bat), 4392 nucleotides long. RefSeq names its product zinc finger protein 106-like. Gene Ontology annotation, molecular function: RNA binding; SH3 domain binding. The transcript has 5 exons. Gene Ontology annotation, cellular component: cytosol; membrane. The record is from RefSeq and is a predicted model, not a curated record. The coding region runs from base 1 to 474 and encodes 157 amino acids. Lineage: Eukaryota; Metazoa; Chordata; Mammalia; Chiroptera; Hipposideridae. Gene Ontology annotation, biological process: insulin receptor signaling pathway.
AUGCAGACUGGUGAGCUCGUGCGGAUCUAUAAAGGUCACAAUCACGCAGUGACUGUGGUGAAUAUCCUGGGAAAAGUGAUGGUGACGGCUUGCCUGGAUAAAUUUGUUCGUGUCUAUGAAUUACAGUCCCACGAUCGACUGCAAGUCUAUGGAGGACACAAAGACAUGAUUAUGUGUAUGACUAUCCAUAAAAGUAUGAUUUACACUGGCUGUUACGAUGGCAGUAUUCAGGCUGUGAGGCUAAAUCUGAUGCAGAAUUACCGCUGCUGGUGGCAUGGUUGCUCUCUGAUAUUUGGCGUUGUAGACCAUUUAAAACAACAUUUGCUGACUGACCAUACGAACCCAAACUUUCAAACUCUGAAAUGUCGCUGGAAGAACUGUGAUGCUUUUUUCACUGCUAGGAAAGGAUCCAAACAGGAUGCUACAGGACACAUUGAACGACAUGCUGAGGAUGACAGCAAAAUUGAUUCAUGAAGUUUUUUGCCUCCCAUGUUGGGAAGUCAUUAGCUGAACCGAUUUCACAUUGGCCCCUCACACAGGCCACUCUCUUCCCUUCCCCAGUGAGGCAGGGAAGAACAAAGUGAUUACUAGCCAGGCUUUCCACUAGCGUAAGUCUGGGCAGCUCUAUGGAAUGAUAGGUUACACUUUUAAGUUCUUGCUGGAGGUUUGUCAGAUUGAAACAGGUUUUAAGGAACCAUACUCCUCUGGGACAGCAUGGCAUAUAGUCAUUUAUGCUACUAGUGUUCUCCAGAUGUUUAUUAAAAAUACAGAUCUUAAUUGGUUCCCCAGUUUGACCUUAAUCAUAUGUAUUAUUGAUUUCAGUUUGUGAUUUUUAGCUUAUGUUCUUAUGAUGGUUUAAACCUGUAGUCAGGCUUUUAAGUACCAAUUUGUUCAAAUGCUAGAUUUUUAGGAUCAGUUUUAAUUUCUUCAGUUGUCAUAACUGGGUAUUGAAAUUGGAGCAGAUUGUUUCCUUUCUUAAUAAUUAUGUGCAGUGUAUUUCAAUAGUCUCCUGCUUUGUAGAUGGACAGAGCUGGCUUUAAAUGCUAAAGAGAGAGACAGUAGAUUUUUCACAGCUAGUGACUGCUCUGCUGACUAUAUUUUAGGAACUCAGACAGCAAAUCCCAUAAUGACAAGUCCUUACAGACAGCACUACCCAGUGAACCUCUCUGCAAGUUGUACUAGAGUGCUUGGCUCCAGGCAGCAUGCAGAACUAAUAUCUACCUGGAAAUUUGCUGUUAGACCUGGGCGCUCACUGCUGCAGGUAUUGUCAGGCUGUUUGAACCAGAAAUGUAGCCUUUAUCUCCUUUUCCAGGUUUUUGACUCUCCAAGGCUGCUGUGGGUUCGAAACCUUUUAGUUUGCUCCAUCGCCACCUCUCUCAUUCUCUAGCUGUGCUUAGAUGGAUGGCAACCAUCAGGUACUUCCCCUAGUCUCACAGCAUGCUUUCCACUCACCUGCAGCACCCAAGAUGGGAGAGUUAGGAUAAAGCAUCUGCAUUCAGUUUUUAGGACCUCAGGCAGGCUUCUUAGAGACUGAUUUCUGAAACCAUUGUCUUACCUUCACCUCCCACUCGUCGAGAAAGGAGUGGAACCUGGUGAAGGUAGACACUACCUGUCCAUUGAGAGCAGCCACAUUAACAAAGCCUUGGUGAGACUGCUUUGUUUUUGGAUUUUCUCUGGACUCUUAAGAGAAGCUAUAGGAGUUUUGCUUUCCAUUCCUUUGUUUCUGGAUUCUCAAAACUCUGAGAGAUUCUUCAGAGAGAGAGAGAGAGAGAGAGGAAGAGAGAAGAGCCCAGUGCCACACAACCAGACUUUGGGCUGUGGCUCCUACUGUUUACUUUGAUUGCAGAGCAUCCAUAUUUCUCCCCUCCCCUGUUAGCACACAUCUGCUCACAUGUCUCCUUCAGUCCGGCUCUAGGGCAGCGGGACUUUAUGGGGGUGGGACUGGGGCUCAUGGAAAGGUUUCAAGAGGGUAUGCGAACUCCCUGUAAUUGUAUGUAAGACAAAGUAUGUGUUCUUUUUUCCAGGAAAGGCUCCAGGUAGCUCUUACUGGAUCAAAAAAACAUUAAGAACCAAUCUAGGAGCUACUACUAGAUAAUGAUUGACUCCCCCACAAGCUGUUUACUUCUGUCUUUGGAAUGGGAAAACUCUUUUGUUGACCACACUAUUGAGAUUUGUGUGACACCUGAGAGAGAACAGAGAGGAUCCUGUUGCAGAAAGAGUAUUUGUGCUGUUUCUUUAUGAGACUAAAAAGCCUUUCCCACCUCUGACCCCCAUUUCCUAUACUGGUGACCAGAGGAGCUAGGCUGUUCUGCGGGUUUGGGAAUGGUGAUUUCCCAGGAAAGUAUAUUUGGAUUUACUGCCAAACCUGGCAUUUUUCUCUGGGCUGUAGGGAAGCCGCAUUUCCAAGUUGGUUGGGCAGUGUGCUGAGAAAGUCUCGCAUGCUCUGUUACAUAGGUGCCCUUCUGUCCUGCCUGAGGACGUGUCUGAAAAGAUGAGAGUGGUAGGGCCCUUGUAGGGCAGGAAGGGGUUAUGUGAGGUGUUGGGCAAUCGUGGGGAACCUUAGCAGGUCUGAACAGACUGAUAAAAUCAGGAAGAACUGAUUUGCGUUUAACUUGGAUAGAACUGUGCUGUCUGCCUUUGUGUGUGCGGGUAUGACUGUUCCUUGUACGUGUGUAUGCAUGUGGGCACCUACACUUGUAAUACUUUUCCUCGUGUCACAAACAUUUUCUUUGAAGCAGUGGGAGUCACGUCUUUGUUUUAAGGAUGUGUACAAUUCAUUUAACACCAGGUUGGUGUGUUACCCGAAAUGCACUAUCCUAGCCCCCUGUUUAGAAAUAAAGGCACCGUAAGCACCUUGGCUGCUUAUAUAUAGUUGUGUGUGAUUACUUCUAAGUGUCUUGACAGUAAUGCAGAACGUUGGCUGUUUUUAAAUCUUCUACAGUGUCUUGACUGUUUCUAGCCCUCCUUCUCCCCUCAGAGAAGAGCUGUGGCUCAGGGAUUUGCAAUGACUGGUAUUUAGUACUGAAUGAAGAAAGGAAACGGUUACAUGACGUGACAAAACCCGACUCGUUUCUUAUAAGGAGUUGGAGGCCAUUUUUUAGGAUGUUGUUUUUAGUUACGUGUGCCUACUUCUAGCGGCUAAAAGCCAAGGAAACCACAGUAUAAAUCCUUUUAUGUGCAUAUGCUAGUGUUUUAAUGGCAGUUCUGAUAAAAUAUCAGUCACUUCAAGUUUUCAUUCAGGUUUAAAAUGUAUUUUGGCAUACUCCUCUACUCGGUUAUAAACAGUUAAACACAAUGCAAGCAAAACUCUAAGAACAAAGAAUUAUCUUGACCUGAUAUUACUUGAAUUUGAGAGAAUGUCGUUGCUACUACACUUCUGCUUUUGUGGGGAGAUUUUUUUUUUCUGCCUCAGAAGAAUUAGCAGUUGAGUGUUUAGCUCCUGACCUACCUAUAAGUUAUAGGCAAUAUCACUGCUGUUUAAGUGGUUAUUUGCCUAACAAAGAUUUUUUUUCAUUUUUGUUUUUUGGGUUUUUUUGGGGGGGAGGGGUAGGUUAUACAGUGGACAACUUUAGCGACUAGGUAUGUGGAUGAUUUGGUGGGAGUAGGUGUAUAACAUUUAGUGGAAUGGUAUGGUGUGCUUUAUGGAAGAGAAUUCACUGGAGGGGAGAUCAAAGUAUAUUGUGAAGUGAGAUUUGAACAGCACGUUCCCUCUGGUUUGCUCAAAUACCUUCAAUUUAUAUACGCUGACUUAUAGACGUUGUACCUGUUACCUAACGGAGAGCUCAUAGACCUGUUUUGAAGGCCAUGCCUGCCACAUUGGAUGAAAUAGUGAUUUUUUUCCCUGCCCCAAAUCAUCAUGGUCCUCAGGAUUGCAGAGAAGAUUUCUAAUGGAUAGGAAUAGAAGCCAUGGUGGAGGUAAUUUGGGCUAUAGUGAGUUCCAUUUGCAGGUGGAUGUGAAAUCCUGAUGUAAACCAAACCUACUACUUAUCAGAAAGUAACCACUAACAACACCUCCAUCUCACAGUUAUGUGGUGCUGCUGUGUCACAUGGCGACUGAAGUUUCCCAGAUUUGCUCAAAUUUAAAAUAGUAGCCCAAUUGGAUUGGAGGAGGAGGGAGUCAAGGAGGAAAGGCUGUUGAACAUCUUUCUCCUGCUUAAGAGAAACACAUGCCCUAGAGCUGCUCCAGCACCCCUGAUACCUAAAUUUUUUUUUAUAUUGAAUAUGGAUUAGACGAAUGAAAUCGAAUGACAUUUGACUGCAAAAAAAUGUUUAUAAGCAAAUAGCUUGGCCUUCUUACAUUUUGGUAUAAAGCUGUGAACUUCAUAACUUUGUAAAGCAAGAAGAUAUAAAGCAAAUACAAGAGGAAAAUAAAGUACUUUUACUAAUUGUUUA